UGUUCGGCUGACAGUCUACGUCCCGCCCCCAAGCGUCUGACGUCACUGCCCGACGUCGGACCGGACUGUUUGUUCUGGAUUUGGGGCGAGAAGGUCUGCGACGCGCGGACGGGCGACCGAAGACAGUAAAGGUGGGACGCACAUUCCUCGAUCUGGCCGUACAGGAAAUCUCCGCCUGCUCGGCCGAGCUAUGAUCGCACAUCUGGAUUAAACCACAGCUGUACAGCGACAAACAUAGACCCAAGUGAGGACUGUAAUGGCCUGAGGGCCCCCCCCCUCCCACCGGGCCCCGCCAUGUCCUAUCCGCUCAAACUGUCUGCUCAGUCACUGCAAGCCUCCACGGCGAUGGGAGACGGGCCGGAGGCCGGCAGCAGCCACAACCCCCCCCCGGCCCCCCCGCCCCUGGCCUUCAACGCCGCGCCCCCCGAAAUAUGGAGCCCCUCCCGACCCAAGCGACAGACCAACCAGCUGCAGUUCCUGCUCAAAGAGGUGCUGAAGACGCUGUGGAAACACAACUUUGCGUGGCCCUUCCAGGCUCCCGUAGACACCAUCAAGCUGGGCUUACCUGACUACUACAAGAUCAUCAAGAUCCCCAUGGACAUGGGCACCAUAAAGAAGCGCCUGGAGAACCACCACUACUGGAACGCCCACGAGUGCAUCCAGGACUUCAACACCAUGUUCACCAACUGCUACAUCUACAACAAGCCCGGCGAUGACAUCGUCCUGAUGGCGAAGGCCCUGGAGAAGGUCUUCCUCCACAAGAUCACGGAGAUGCCGCAGGAGGAGACUGAGAUCGCCGUGGUCACCAAGGGCCGGCGUGGGGGCCGGCGGGAGCCAGGUUUGACCACCAAGUCGGAUUCGGGGCAGGACUCGUCGUCCCCCUGCACCACCCCCCACGCCCCCCGGGGCUUCUCGUCUCCCUCCAACACGCCGCAGACCCGCGCUGUGCCCCCCGCCCAGGGCCCCCCCGCCCUGACCCUGUCUCAGCCCCCGCGGGGGACCCCCACGCCCAGCUCCCACGCACCCCACCUGGGCCCCCCGUUCCCCCUCUCCACGCCGGCUCAGGGCGUGACCUCCGUCCCCCCUCUGACGCACCCGGGCCUCCCCCCUGCUCCCGCGCUGCAGAGCCCCCCCGCCCUCAUCAAGCAGAGGAAGAGCCAGAAGAGGAAAGCUGACACCACCACGCCCACCGCCAACGACCAGCUGAGCGCGUCCCCCCCCGUCUGUGCUGAGGCUCGGCCGUGGCGGGACAGCAUCCGCCCAUCCAAGACGCCCAAAAAAGACACGUCGCAGCCGGACUCCCAGCACCACGCGGGAGGCGGGUCGGAGCGGGCGGCGGCGGCGGCGGCGGCCGGCCAGAAGCGGCAGGAGCAGAUGCGUUGCUGCGCGCGGCUCGUCAGGGAGAUGCUCUCCAAGAAGCACGUGGGCUACGCGUGGCCCUUCUACAAGCCCGUGGACGCCAAGGCCCUCGGCCUCCAUGACUACCACGACAUCAUCAAGCACCCCAUGGACCUCAGCAACAUCAAGAGGAAGCUGGACACGCGGCAGUACAGAGACGCUCAGGAGUUUGCAGCAGACGUCCGCUUGAUGUUCUCCAACUGUUACAAGUACAACCCCCCCGAACACGACGUGGUGGGCAUGGCGCGCAAGCUACAGGACGUGUUCGAGAUGCGUUUUGCCAAAAUGCCAGACGAGCCGGAGGAGGCGGCCCCCGUUCCCACCCCGUCGUCGGCCCUCCACCCCGCCGCCCUCUCGGCCCGGCAAGCCCCGCCUCUUCCUGGCAUCUCCGACAACUACAGCUCGGAGUCCGAGUCCUCGGGGGGCGACUCGGAGCACGAGAGGCAGCACCGACUGGCCGAGUUACAGGAACAGCUUAAAGCUGUGCACGAGCAGCUGGCGGCGCUCUCGCAGCCCCCCGCCUGCAAACCCAAAAAGAAGGAGAGGGAGAAGAAGAAGGAGCGGCAAAAAAAGAAGAUGGCGGAGGAACCUGCGGAGGCCCCGCCCCCCUCCGUGACCCUCACGACCGCCAAGAAGAUCAAGAGCAGCAAGGAGCCCGUUGCCGUGAGGAAGGAGAGGAAGAAGCCCAGGAAGGAUGUUAAGAACAUCCGACCGCUCGCCCCCCCCCCCGCCUGAGCCGACGCCCCUGGUCCCCCUCGGCCUCGCUGGAGGCAGAAGAAGAUCCGGGUGUGUUUGGGGGCGUGUCCUCCGACCGGUGCACGCCCAUGUCCUACGAGGAGAAGCGCCAGCUGAGCCUGGACAUCAACAAGCUGCCCGGAGACAAACUGGGCCGCGUGGUUCACAUCAUCCAGACCAGGGAGCCGUCCC
Messenger RNA from Gasterosteus aculeatus aculeatus (three-spined stickleback), 2325 nucleotides. The record is from RefSeq and is a predicted model, not a curated record. NCBI's taxonomy places the organism in Eukaryota, Metazoa, Chordata, Actinopteri, Perciformes, Gasterosteidae.